Priapulus caudatus is the source of this 6014-nucleotide messenger RNA. RefSeq names its product myosin-10-like. Bases 231 to 6014 code for a protein of 1927 amino acids. The record is from RefSeq and is a predicted model, not a curated record. Gene Ontology annotation, cellular component: myosin complex. Lineage: Eukaryota; Metazoa; Priapulida; Priapulimorpha; Priapulimorphida; Priapulidae. The transcript is spliced from 37 exons. Gene Ontology annotation, molecular function: ATP binding; actin filament binding; cytoskeletal motor activity.
UCGCAGCGCGAUAGCAGCCGUUAGUUGGCGCGGUCGAAUGCAAUGCGGAUGUAGGUUGUGCCAUAAAUAUACUAUACCUAUGAAAGUACGAUCUCAGUCGCUAUCUUACAUGUGAAUACUGUGUUCGUGGAUUUCAACUGCGUUCCGGUGUGACUUAAAACGUGAUCAAUAGUUUAUUCAACUAGUGGCACGUCUGCAAACGUCAACCGGCAUAGCCGAAAUUCUUCAAAAUGGCCGAUCGGCGUGAAAGCACAUCUAAUAUGGCCGAGCUCCAAUAUCUCGUAGUUGACAAACAAGUGAUAAAUGAUCCGGCGGCACAGGCAGAAUGGACAGCAAAACGUUUGGUGUGGGUUCCCCACGAGACUCAUGGUUUCGUGGCAGCCAGCAUCAAAGCCGAGCGAGGAGAAGAGUUAGAAGUCGAGAUCGCCGAAAGUGGCAAACGUUACCUUGUCAACAAGGAUGAUAUCCAGAAAAUGAAUCCACCGAAAUUCUCCAAAGUCGAGGAUAUGGCUGAGCUAACAUGCUUGAAUGAAGCAUCCGUUUUACAUAAUCUGAAAGAUCGGUAUUUCUCCGGUUUAAUUUAUACGUAUUCAGGAUUAUUUUGCGUCGUAGUAAACCCAUACAAGAGGUUGCCUAUCUACACCGAAAAAGUAAUCGAGCUGUAUAAGGGCAGAAAACGUCACGAAGUGCCCCCACACGUGUACGCAAUCACGGAUAAUGCGUACAGAAGCAUGCUUCAAGACAGAGAAGACCAGUCCAUCCUGUGCACAGGUGAGUCGGGUGCUGGGAAGACGGAGAACACGAAGAAGGUGAUCCAGUACUUGGCGCAUGUUGCUGCGUCGCAUCGAUCAAAGAAUGUCGCCAGCUUCCAGGAGCCCCUCAAGGGAGAGCUCGAGGAGCAGCUUCUGCAGGCUAACCCCAUCUUGGAAUCGUUCGGCAACGCCAAAACCGUCAAGAAUGACAACUCUUCGCGAUUCGGUAAAUUCAUCCGUAUCAACUUCGACAUGUCCGGCUACAUCGCCGGAGCAAAUAUUGAGACCUACCUGUUGGAGAAAUCACGCACAGUCCGACAGGCUCCCGACGAGCGGACGUUCCACAUCUACUAUCAACUUCUAGCCGGAGCGACGCCCGAGCAGAGAAAGGAGCUGCUGCUGGAAGAUGCGAAGAACUACCGCUUCCUCAGUUAUGGCUUCGUGAAUGUGGGAGGCAUCGAUGACCACCAGGACUUCAUGAUGACGGUGCAGGCUAUGAGCAUCAUGGGGCUUACCAGUGACGAAAUCAAAGGUGUUUUCCGCGUCGUGUCCGCGUCGCUGCAGUUUGGCAACAUGGAGUUCCAGCAGGAGCGUAAGACUGACCAGGCAACACUGCCAGAUAACACGGUUGCACAGAAAAUAUGCCAUCUGCUGGGCAUUCAGGUCACUGACAUGGUGAGGUCGCUCCUGAAACCCAGGCUCAAGGUCGGCCGUGAUUACGUGCACAAGGCGCAGAGCAAGGAGCAGGUGGAGUUUGGGGUGGAGGCAAUUGGCAAGGCGACGUACGAGCGCAUGUUCAAGUGGAUCGUGAUGCGCAUCAACAAGUCGCUCGACCGCACUAAACGACAGGGGGCAUCCUUUAUCGGCAUCCUCGACAUCGCCGGCUUUGAGAUAUUUGAGCUCAACUCAUUCGAGCAGCUCUGCAUCAACUACACGAAUGAGAAGCUGCAGCAGCUGUUCAACCACACGAUGUUUGUGCUAGAGCAGGAGGAGUACCAGCGCGAGGGCAUCGAGUGGAAGUUUAUCGACUUUGGUCUCGACCUUCAGCCAACCAUCGAACUCAUCGAGAAGCCGAUGGGUGUGCUCGCCCUGAUGGAUGAGGAGUGCUGGUUCCCGAAGGCCAACGACAAGACGUUUGUGGAGAAGCUUGUCGCCUCGCACAAGAGCCACCCGAAGUUCCAGAUCGCCGAGUUCCGCUCCACAGCUGACUUCAGCGUCAUCCACUAUGCUGGCAAGGUUGACUAUGCUGCCGCCAAGUGGCUGAUGAAGAACAUGGACCCGCUGAACGAUAAUGUUGUAGAGCUGCUGCAGAAGUCCACCGAGCCGUUCGUCGCCCAGAUCUGGAAGGAUGCCGAGAUCGUCGGUCUGAGCGCGACAGCAAACAUGAGCGAGACGCAGUUUGGAGCGCGCACGCGCAAGGGCAUGUUCCGCACCGUCGGGCAGCUCUACAAGGAGCAGCUGUCGAAGCUGAUGGUGACACUGCGCAACACCAACCCUAACUUUGUGCGCUGCAUCAUUCCGAACCACGAGAAGCGUGCAGGCAAAAUUGACUCGAUUCUCGUGCUCGACCAGCUGCGAUGCAACGGCGUGCUGGAGGGCAUCCGCAUCUGCCGACAGGGCUUCCCAAACCGCAUCGGCUUCCAGGACUUCCGUCAGAGGUACGAAUUCCUAACACCGAGCGUGAUACCAAAGGGCUUCAUGGAUGGCAAGAAGGCCUGCGAGCUCAUGAUUCAAGCACUGGAGCUUGACCCGAAUCUGUACCGCAUCGGACAGAGCAAGGUGUUCUUCCGUGCGGGCGUGCUGGCACAUCUCGAGGAGGAGAGAGACCUGAAGCUCACUGACAUCAUCGUCAACUUCCAGGCCUACUGUCGAGGCAUGAUCGCCCGCAAGAACUACCAGAAGCGUCUACAGCAGAUCAGUGCCAUCAAGAUCAUCCAGCGUAACUGUGCUGCCUACCUGAAGCUGCGCAAUUGGCCGUGGUGGAGGCUGUUCACCAAGGUGAAACCCCUGCUGCAGGUGACCGGUCAGGAGGAGCGGCUCACCGUGAAGGAGAACGAGAUGAAGGAGAUCGCUGACAAGAUGGAGAAGCAGAAGCUCGAGCAUCAGGAGGUCGAGAAGAAGCUGGCUCAGGUCGUUGAGGAGAAGAGCAUCCUCGCUGAGCAGCUGCAGGCCGAGACCGAGCUCUGCGCUGAAGCUGAUGAGAUGCGCGUGCGCCUCACCUCUCGUAAGACUGAGCUGGAGGAACUGUUACAUGACCUGGAGUCACGCAUUGAGGAGGAGGAGGAACGAGCAAACAGACUGAACAAUGAGAAACAGAAGAUGGGACAGCAUGUCAGCGACCUGGAGGAACAGUUAGAAGAGGAGGAAGCCCAGAGACAGAAGCUGCAACUGGAGAAGCACGCAGGGGAGAGCAAAAUCAAGCAGUACGAGGAGCAGAUGGCCAUAUCUGAGGAUGGGCAUACCAAGUUGUUGAAGGAGAAGAAGCAGAUUGAGGACAGGAAUGCAGAGCUUCAGCAGCAGCUGCAGGAGGAGGAGGAUCGCGCAAAGGCACUGACGAAGGCCAAGAACAAGCAUGAAGCCAACAUCAACGACCUCGAAGAGAGGCUGCGCAGAGAGAUCGCCCUUCGUGAGGAGCUGGAGCGCAUCAAGCGUCGGCUGGAAGCAGAGCUCGCCGAUACAAGGGAGCAGCUCGCAGAGAAGAAGGCGCAAUGUGACGAGCUCACCCAGCAGCUGGCCAAGAAGGAAGAGGAGCUUGCCAAACUAGUGCAGAGGGUGGAUGAGGAGUCAGCGAGUAAGACUCAGGUGCACAAGCAGGCGCGUGAGCUUGAGAGCCAGCUGGCCGAGGUACAGGAGGACCUGGAUGUGGAGAAGGCUGCCCGCGGCAAGGCGGAGAAGCAACGAAGAGACCUCAGUGAGGAGCUGGAGGCAUUGAAGACGGAGCUGAUUGAGUCUCUGGACUCGACUGCCGUGCAGCAGGAGCUGCGCAACAAACGAGAGCAGGAGCUCAACUCCAUAAAGAAGGCGCUCGAGGAGGAGCAGAAGGCUCGCGAGGUACAGGUCGCUGACCUGAGGCACAAGCAGACGCAGCAGGAGGUGACCUCCGUCGAGCAGGUGGAGCAGCUGAAGAAGGCGAAACACAUGGUGGAGAAAUCGAAGGCAGCGCUGGAAUCGGAGGCUGUUGACAUGGCCAACGAGCUGAAGAGCGUGCAGACGAGCAAGCAGGACUCUGAGCGCAAGCGCAAGCAGGUCGAGGCCACGCUGCAGGAGGUCACCAUGAAGCUGAACGAGGUCGAGCGGCAGCGCAGCGACACUGGUGACCGCGCCGGCCGCAAUGAGCUAGAAGCUGUUACCACACAGUUUGAGGAAGCAGAGAGCAAGGCCAGUAGGCUUGCCAAGGAGCUGAGCGCCCUCGAAUUUCAACUGACCGAUGCACAGGAGUCGACCGCAGAAGAGUCUAAGCAGAAGCUGGCAAUCCAGGCGCGUAUGCGGCAGGCCGAAGCGAAUCGUGAAGCACUGCAGGAACAGCUGGAUGAGGAGGAGGAGCACAAGGCCAGUCUCGAGCGUCAUAUGGCCAACAUGAGCCAGCAGCUGGCCGAGUAUAAGAAGAAGGUGGAUGAGAGUGGUGCGACGAUGGAGGAGCUGGACGAGCUGAAGAAGAAAGCAGCACGCGAUAUCGAGGCUCUCAUGCAGGAGAACGAGCAUCUACGCGCUGUCAGCGAGAAGCAGGAGAAGUCGAAGAAAAAGCUGCAGCAGGAGUUUGAUGACCUGAAUCUGUCGGUGGAGAGCGACCGCUCGAAGAUCAGCAACCUGGAGAAACGGCAGCGCAAGUUUGAUCAGAUGCUGGCGGAGGAGAAGGCGAUCAGCGAGCGCCUGGUGCAUGAGCGCGACGACCGUGACCGCGAGCUGCGCGACCGUGAAACGAAGGUGCUGUCGCUGCAGCGUGAGCAGGAGGAGCUGCAGAAUCGUUUGGAUGAGGUUGAGCGGCUGCGCAAAUCACAGAUGUCCGAACUCGACGACCUGAUGGCGAACAAGGACGACGUCGGCAAGAACAUCCACGAGCUGGAGAAGGCGCGCCGCACGCUGGAGGACAGGGUCGAGGAGCAGCGCAUGCAGAUCGAGGAGCUAGAGGAUGAGUACCAGGUGUGCGAGGAUGCUAAGCUCAGACUGGAGGUGAACAUGCAGGCGAUGAAGGCCCAGUUUGAGAGGGACCUUCAGGCUCGCGACGAGCAGAGUGAAGAGAAGCGCAAGGCACUCACUAAACAGCUGCGAGAGCUGGAGGUGGAGCUGGAGGAUGAGAGAAAGCAGCGGCAGGCGGCCGUCAGCGCGAGGAAGAAGCUAGAGGGUGACAUCUGCGCAGUGGAGCAGCAGCUCGAGAUGGCCACCAAGGUCCGCGAUGAUGCUGUCAAGCAGCUCAAGCGACUGCAGAACCAGACGAAGGAGCUGCAGCGAGAGGCUGAGGACGCGCGUCAAUCGCGCGACGACAUGUCGGCACAGUUCCGCGAGAACGAGAAGCGGCUGAAGAGUCUUGAGGCGGAGAUCUUGCAGUCGCAGGAGGACCUGGCGACGUCGGAGAGGCAGCGGCGCGUGGCCGAGGGCGAGCGUGAUGACCUGCAGGAGGAGCUGACCAGCGCCCUCACGGCCAAGCAAAGUCUUGCCGAUGAAAAGAAGUCGAUGGAGAGCAAACUGCAGGAUAUUGAGGAAGAGUUGGAGGAAGAACAGAACAAUGUGGAACUACUCGUGGAUAAGAACCGCAAAAGCAACCUGCAGGUGGAGCAGAUGUCAGCUGAGCUGAACUCUGAGCGUGCGACGGCACAGAAGGCUGAGAACGCGCGGCUCGCUCUUGAGAAGCAGAACAAGGAGCUGAAGGCAAAGCUGGAGGAGCUGGAGCAGGCACUGCGGGGCAAGUCGAAGGCAACGAUCGCGACACUCGAGACAAAGAUCGGCAACCUUGAGGAGCAGCUCGAGAUUGAGACAAAGGAGCGGCAGACUGCGACCAGACAGAACAGAAGGCUAGAGAAGAGACUAAAGGAAGCUAUCAUGCAGGCAGAGGAUGAGCGACGGCAUGCUGAUCAGUACAAAGAGCAGGUGGACAAGGCAAACACGCGCGUGAAGGCUCUUAAGCGGCAGGCAGAUGAGGCGGAGGAGGAACUGGCACGCGUCAACGCGCAGAAGCGCAAACUUCAGCGCGACUUUGACGAGCAGGUGGAGGGUAACGAGUCACAGCUGCGCGAAAUCAACUCCCUUAAGAGCAAACUCAGGUGA